Molecule: messenger RNA, 427 nt
Organism: Colletotrichum acutatum
Lineage: Eukaryota; Fungi; Ascomycota; Sordariomycetes; Glomerellales; Glomerellaceae
Exons: 1
Coding region: 102-356 (84 amino acids)
Source: RefSeq, a predicted model, not a curated record
CCCGUCAUGCAGCUACGAUGAAGAGCAUCGCUGAUCCACACAGACGGUAUGUUUGCCACGGGCAGAUGUGAUACCAGUGGAACCAGCAUCAUCGCUCCGACAUGGUCGCCUACACUACGGCGACUUCGUGCCGAUUUCUUAGUGUCAUUGCUUUAUUUUUCCUUUUACCGACCCGACAAAAGUCUUCCGGGACUAUACCCCCCAGUGGUCCAAGGGUCGCACAGCACCCAUUCAGCCCAUCGACUUUCGACUGUCAGCAAUCAUUUCUCUCUCGCGCAAGUGUUUGUUCCCAAAGCAGGCAAGGCAGUUUCAGGAGUCAACAGGAACAAACCAAAAGAUUUGGGGAUUUGGACUAGAGGUUCUUUUUUUCAAUGGUUUUGAGUCUUUGCCCCUCAGUGGCUUUGGGCAACCGGACCAGCAAACAGAG